UGACAUUGGUAGUGCUAGUGCCUGGAGCGUAGGUAUUGAACUUCCUCCAGUACCAGUCUGUCACUGUCACAUAAUUUCGGAAAAAGAAAAUAUAAUUUUCUAACAUCUAAAUGUUUCAAAUUCAAACAUUUAAAUCUGAAUGAAUAACAGAGACCUUCGCAAUUUAUGACUAUGCUUUCCAAAUUGUUAUCCAUUCGGAGCAUAGCUGCACCUAUAAAUGUAUUUUACAAACAAAUAAACUUUCCCGUGAAUGUGAUACAUAACCUAACAAAUUUUAGUACUACUUCGGUUAAAUCCGUUAAUUUCUUUAAUAAAUUACCUGCUGAGAAGUUGUGGAAGUCUGUGACAUCAGUAAGUAAUGCAGGUGCUAAAAAAGGUCGUGGUAAAGGUGCGGGCCGUAUAAGAAUUAGAGACCUAAAUCGUGGACAAGUCAUUGGUAUUGGAAAGAUCAAUAUGUUGUGGCCAGGUUUGUCUGCACCUGUUAUAAGGGGUAGAGAAUUGUUAAAACAACAGCGUCUACCUGAUGACCCAGAAAGGAUGGAAAAGUUGAUCAAGUUGCGGGAUUCUAUGACGAAGUUUCGAAGACUGAGGUUAAGCCCUAUUGAAAGGGGUUGGUCUGGUGCCCGUAUGCCUGGUCGUAGCAUAGGGCCACCAGAUCCAAUAGGAGAAGAUGAGUUCACUGGAUUUGAUACAAAAGUUCUUCAAUUGAGAUCAUUGCUCAUUAUGAAAGGAAACCUUGGACGUACCAGAAAUUAUCAGGCAAUGGUAGUAACUGGAAAUGGACAAGGUCUUGCUGGAUUUGGCUUAGGGAGAGCUAAAGAAGCAAGUGCUGCAUUAAGAAAAGCAAAAAAUAGAGCUGGACAAAAAUUAAUGCAUUUUGAAACUUACAAUGGACAUACAGUUUUCCAUGACUUCUAUACUGCUUUUGGUAAAACCAAAAUAUUUGUUCAAAAGAAAAAUGAAGGCUAUGGACUAAAAUGUCACAGAGCCAUCAAGGAAAUAUGUCAGGCUAUAGGCAUUAAGGAUUUAAGAGCAAAGUUAGAAGGCUCCAACAAUUUACAGCAUAUUGUCAAAGCUUUCUUUAUUGGUCUAUUGCAACAGAGAACUCACCAGCAGCUUGCUGAAGAGAAGAAGCUUCAUUUGGUAGAAUACAAAGCAGAAAAUGCAUAUUACCCUAAGGUAGUGGCCAGCCCAAGUACUGUAAGGACUCAGGAUGAAAUACUCAAAGAUGAAACCCUUGAUUUUGUUCAAUAUGUAAUGAAUGAUAGAGUUAUUUUGAAGAAGAAGAGAUUCCCGCGAUUUUAUGAAACAAUGCCUCAUUAUAAAAUUUUCUUGAAGAAAUUUGAAAGAUAUAGGAAUCAUGAGAAAAUACGUCUUAUGUUGAAAACAGAGUAUGGUGCAGUAAAAAGUUUUCUCAAUGAUAGAUACCCUGAAGAAAAAACAGAAAGUGAAGCUUAGUUGAUUUACCUAUUUGAUG
This is a messenger RNA of Chilo suppressalis (striped riceborer), 1477 nucleotides long. NCBI's taxonomy places the organism in Eukaryota, Metazoa, Arthropoda, Insecta, Lepidoptera, Crambidae. The record is from the annotation of a GenBank genome assembly.